This is a messenger RNA of Phragmites australis (common reed), 1113 nucleotides long. RefSeq lists its product as uncharacterized. The record is from RefSeq and is a predicted model, not a curated record. The coding region runs from base 247 to 1002 and encodes 251 amino acids. Gene Ontology annotation, cellular component: chloroplast. Gene Ontology annotation, molecular function: RNA binding. NCBI's taxonomy places the organism in Eukaryota, Viridiplantae, Streptophyta, Magnoliopsida, Poales, Poaceae. The transcript has 2 exons.
AACCACGACGGCCAUCACAGGUUCACACGUUUACACCCAAUGUCUGAAAUCUCUCGUCUAUCAGGAAUUUUAGACGAACUCUAGGAAGCGUGAAGAAAUAUAGAUUCUAUUAGUCACUUGCAGGUGGGGCCAGACUUACUAAUUUCUUAUCCCCUCUCUGCCUCUGCGGCUGCGGGCAAGGCUUGCUAUCGGCUACCCCCUGCUUAUCCCCUCCCAAACUCGUCUCCUCGGCAUCGGUCGAACACUAUGGCGGCGGCGGCGGCGGUGACCCUCCUCCGACUUCCUCUCGCCUGUCUUUCCUCCCACCUCCGUUCCGUCCCUUCCCCUCGUCUCCCGCUCCCGCGCCUCCGCAUCUCCACCUCCCACCGCCUCCUCUCCUCCCUGGUCCACGGCCCCGCCGCCGCGGAGGCCGUGGUCGAGGCGGUAGCCGCGCUGGACGCAGAGGAGUUUGUCGAUGCAAUGGAAGAGAGUCACGAGGAGACUACGGCUGAUGCGGCGGCGGAGGCGCCCCGGUCGUUCGUUCUCCCGCGGCUGCCGCGGCCGAAGCUGAGCGUGAAGGAACGGAAGGAGCUGGCCUCGUACGCGCACGGCCUCGGCAAAAAGCUCAAGUCGCAGCAGGUCGGCAAGGCCGGCGUCACGCCCUCCCUUGUUUCCGCCUUCACCGACAACCUCGAGUCCAACGAGCUCCUUAAGCUAAAGAUUCAUGGGAACUGCCCCGCGGAGCUACCUGACGUGAUACUCCAACUUGAGGAGUCAACAGGAUCCAUCGCUGUUGAUCAAAUCGGCCGCUCAGUUAUUCUAUAUAGGCCUAGCACCAGCAAGAUGAAAAAGGAGCAAGAAAUUGCUAAAAAUACCAGAAGAUUUGUGAAAUCUGAAGAGGCAUUGGAAGAACAUCCUAGAUACAGCUCAAGCAAAAGAUUUAUUAAACCUGGAUCAACAUUUAGGGCUCAACAGAAGAGAAGACCAAUGACAUCCAAGGGAUCGUCAUACAGCCGAGGAUAGCAGCAACAUAAAUUCAUAAUACACAUGUUUUUCUUGUUGUGUGGAUAAAUCAUGUAAAUUUUUGACAAACUAAUUGGAUAAUGGAUGUUAGACUUUUCUUUUUGCUUGCAA